Messenger RNA from Amborella trichopoda, 2290 nucleotides. RefSeq names its product peroxin 14 (gene PEX14). Gene Ontology annotation, biological process: protein import into peroxisome matrix, docking. Gene Ontology annotation, cellular component: peroxisomal importomer complex; peroxisomal membrane. The record is from RefSeq and is a predicted model, not a curated record. Gene Ontology annotation, molecular function: signaling receptor binding. Lineage: Eukaryota; Viridiplantae; Streptophyta; Magnoliopsida; Amborellales; Amborellaceae.
GGAAAUAAAAUAAGCGAAGGAGUUUGAAUGUAGUCCAUAUACCAGAGCUAAAGGCUGCUGCGAUUCGUUGAGAUAAAACGGAGAAGGGGUUGUCAUUUUUGGAGUGAUUUCGAUGAGGUGAUAUCGGUGGCCCUCAUCCUCCUCCUCUCUCUCUCUCUCUCUCUCUCAUCAUCAUCAAACUGAUAUGACAUAACCCCAGUUUCUCUCUCAUCGCCGCAUUCAAAAACCCCAGUCUCUCUCUCUAUCGAUCAUCCCCACCAAUUUCUCUCUCAUCACCGCAUUCAUAAACCCACUUUCUCUCUCUUCGUCAAUCAUCUACCUACAGUUCUUGUUUGCUUCCCAAUACAUAUCCAGGUGUGAAGUUGUGCUAGCAAAUAGAGAGGAUAGAGGAACAUGGCAACCGAUUCUAGUGCACCAGGUCUAGGAAAUGAGAAAGCCGGAACCCCAGGGGUGGAACCUUCUAAGCCAACAGGAGAUUAUGAGAAUGGUGCUAAUGUUGGGGCAACAAACGAAAAUGGUGGUAAGUCAGUGUUUGUGAACUCAGAGCCAAUGAGGGAAGACCAAGUGCAGAAUGCUAUCAAGUUCUUAUCACAUCCUAAAGUUCAAGGUUCUCCGGUCGUGUUUAGGCGUUCUUUCCUUGAAAGGAAGGGCCUGACAAAAGAGGAGAUUGAUGAAGCAUUUCGUCGCGUACCUGACCCUCCAUCAAAUGCCUCUACCACACAAGUUGCUACUUCUACCCAAGGGCAGUUGCAGUCUGCUCUUACUGUGCAGCCUCAGCCUCCCGUCCAUACCUUACAGCCUGCUGCUGUUACAACAAUGACAGUCCCAACACCUCAGAAGUCUGGAUUUCAGUGGUCCCAUAUUGCUUUAGCCGUAGGAUUGUUUGCUGCUUCAGGAGCUUGCACAGGUCUUCUUUUUAAGAAUGCUGUGGUUCCUAGGUUGAAGUCGUGGAUUCGUAAGGUUGUCUCAGAAGAAGAUGAGCUUGAGAAGAAGGACCAGUUAAAACCAAGACCGAUCGAUGAGGCUGCAGCUGCGGCAAAGGCAGCAGCAGCUGCUGCUGCUGAAGUGGCUAGAGCAAGUCAAGAAAUGUUGCAUGCGAAGAAUGAAGAGGGGAAGUACUUUGAGGCCUUCACCAAGUUGUUGGAAGUUCAAGUUGAGGAGAUGAAGACGAUGAGAAAUACCAUCUGCAACUUGGAGGGUAUUAGAGAAAAUCCUCGUGUGCUUGACCAGCAGAUUAGUAAACAAUUUCAUUCUGAAUCAGGGAGGCCUUUAUCAGCGCCUGCAUCUAUCCAACCUGCAGGAGGAGCUCCACAUUCACAACAAUUUAUGGAUGUCAUGGCCAUGGUGCAACGAGGUGAAAAACCUCCUGGCAUCCGGGAAAUCAAUGACAAAGUUCCAAAUGCAACACAGCCUUUGACAAAUUCCCGCCUGGUACCUAAGUCAAAGCCUUGGGAAGAUACAAGUCGGGUUCAACCCAGUUCCAUAUACAUCUCUCAGACAGAAACAAAGGUCGUGGACUCUCCCGCAUCGGGGCAGGGAGCCUACUAUGCAAAUGGGUCCGCGACCCAAACACAAUACCGGCAGCCAUUACGUAAUGGCACUCCUAUGGCAGAGCAACAAUGGUGGAAACAGAAACCGGAGCCCAACCCCAGCUAUUCUUUUAAUCCUGAUCGAGGUGCCAAUGUGACCAUUACUGAGGCAGAGCCCGAGAAUGAUGGGCUCCAAACCCAGCAUUCAUGGGCUCCUUCAAAAGAGUCCUUGCCCAGGCGUGCCUGGGUCCCACCUCCUCCCCCUCCGGUGGCAAUGCCUGAGGCUGCUGAUGCCAUCCGACGGCCGAGGUCUAGUGGAUGGGUUGAGGGUGCUGGGGAUGAACGGUCCACAUCAAGCUUGGGCAUUGGAGUAGAGCAAGAUGGGCCAUCUGAGACUGGUGUAUUGGGUUCAGUGAAGUAUGACAACUCUGAAGUAUAUGGUGGUACGAGCGCUGUAGAUGAGGAUGGUUCAGGGAAGGGUUUGGAUACCAUUGUCCCUUUAGAAACCGAGGCACAGUAGGAUUAGGGGAAUGACUCCUACUUGGUGGAAUUCUGUGGUUUCAUUUCUCUCUCUCUCUGUGCGCGGAGUUAAUUUUCAGCAUUCAUUGGAUGCUGGUUGUAUAUAUUUGUUUGUGCUUUUAAGAGUCCUGGAAACAGAAGAUCACUUAGAGCUUUCUGUAGACUUGGGCUGCAUAGUUACAUAAUAAGUGGUGGCAUCUCUUCUAAGUUUUGCUUUUGCCAUGAGAAUGUUGGGUGCUGUU